ACGGGAAGAUGCUUCAUUUUUCGUACGUCUCAUUCGCCUGAUGCUAGGGCCUAGGGUGUAUAACUCGGGUUAAAUCGAAAACACUAGCCCACAUUUCAAACUCUUGUUUUUGCCCCCUUUUUUCAUUUCUCCCCCAAAGCAAAACCCUAGAAACCAUCGAAUCCAAUCCAAUUGAGAAAUAAUGCAGCAACAGCCGAGCCUAAACCCUGCUCAUCCUCCUCCCCAUUCCUAUUCUCCUAAUUCCAUCACCACCGACCAGAUUCAAAAGUAUCUUGAUGAGAACAGAGAUUUGAUCUUGGCUAUUAUGGAAAAUCAGAAUCUCGGUAGACUCGCAGAUUGCGGCCAAUUGCAGGCUCUGCUUCAGAAGAAUUUGAUGUACCUGGCAGCGAUUGCUGAUGCUCAACCACCACCACCUGGCCCUUCCCAGGUUCCAUCAAACUCCAUCCCGCUACAAGGAAGCUACAUGGAGCAACCUCAAGGGGCAGCAAUGUUUCAGCAGCAACAAGGCGGGGGUGUUCAAAAGUUACCUUUUCAGCUUAAUGCUCUAAGGCCCCAAGAUCAGCAACAGCUAAUGAAUUUCCAGCAGCAACAGAUGCAAGGUCAAGCAGGCUUUAGGCCUGGUCCAAACACUGGAAUGCAUGGCAUGCAUCAGGCUCAGCAACACGGUGUAGGCCCUGCAGGUGGUUUAGUGGAUGCCAGAGGAAAUAGGCAAGAUGGCUCGGAUGCUGCUUCAGGCGAGGGCCAAGUAAGAUCAUCCUCUGCACGUGGCAGUGGUAAUUGAUAAUUACCCUUUUCGGGUUUUUUUGGCAGUGCAAGCAGCUGGCUUCUGUGGCAGUCAUGGCUUUCUCUUUGUCUCCUAGACGAGCAAAUGAGGCUCCAUUCCACAAUCAUCAGUAUUACUUGCACUUAGAACUUGAUGACUUUAAUGAGACAUGCUUAAUAUAAUGUAGAAUGCUUGUCUUGCAAAAUGACUGAGUAUGACUCUUUUAUUAUAAUUUUAAACCUGUCUUCAGAUUUUAAAGCUGCACAAA
Messenger RNA from Daucus carota subsp. sativus, 1031 nucleotides. RefSeq names its product GRF1-interacting factor 2. The transcript is spliced from 4 exons. Bases 182 to 781 code for a protein of 199 amino acids. The record is from RefSeq and is a predicted model, not a curated record. NCBI's taxonomy places the organism in Eukaryota, Viridiplantae, Streptophyta, Magnoliopsida, Apiales, Apiaceae.